AUGCACCACGUAUCUGUGCUACCACUCGCCGUCCUCAUCGUCCUGGCCCUCCACUGGGGCGCGGAGGCACGCGUCCGCGGCAGGGUCUACGACGAGGAGAAAGACACCAUCAUUGAGCUACCAAAGCUGGGCAGUAUCCAGGGAAAAAUCCUAGAGACUGCCUGGACCAAGCGCGAGGUGCUGCAGUUUGUCGAUGUCAGAUACGCCGAGCCCCCGACGGGGCAGCAUCGAUUCAAGGCCCCGCGCCCGAUAGAGCCUUGGGAAGAUGUAAUGGAUGCUACAGCGGAAAAGAUUGGAUGUCCCUCGGUGGUGUCGAUGGACUCGCUACGCAAGCUGGACGAUGUGCUGGACGUUGAGGAUUGCCUAACGAUGACCGUCACUACGCCGAAUGUGACUGCGAAGCUGCCCGUUCUUGUCUACAUACACGGCGAGUAUCUGUACGAGGGCAGCAAUUCCGAGGCGCCGCCAGACUAUCUGCUCGAGAAGGAUGUGGUGCUGGUGACGCCGCAGUACCGCCUGGGACCCUUUGGGUUCCUCUCCACCAAAACAGACGAAAUACCAGGAAAUGCUGGAUUUCUGGACAUCUUCCUUGCCCUGCAGUUUGUCAAGCACUUCAUCCAGUACUUUGGCGGCGAUCCGACGCGUGUCACUGUCGCGGGACAGGUGGGUGGGGCAGCCAUUGCACAUCUGCUCACCCUCUCGCCGAUGGUGCAGCGGGGUCUCUUCAGCCAGGUGAUCUACCACUCGGGCUCGGCCAUUAUGCCCAUCUUCCUCGAGGAGGAUCCACGCAAGCAUGCCCAGGAGAUAGCCAAGAAGGCUGACUGCCAGAUGGUGACAGUACGGGAUCUGAACACUUGCCUCAUGGAACUCACGGCCCUGGAGCUGCUCACCGCUUUCAUGGAACAUGCGCUCGAGAAAUCUGACCUGGGCAUUGGCCACACGGGCGGCAUACAGUUCACCAUUGGUGGGCCGAGUGGCGUGCUGCCCAAGCACCCCUACGAUCUCAUGUUGGAGUCCAAUUUCUCGUAUCCGGCCAUGGGCGGCUGUCCGAAAAAUGCCGGCACUCGAGUCCUCAACGAGAUCGUAGACAACGACUUCGAGGGAAAGAUCCCGGACGAUGAUUACAAUACCUACGACUACAUCGAUCAUGUGAUACGGCAGGUAGUGGGCACUGAUAAGACCAUGCUGCUCACCAGCUUCGUCACGCACGACUUUUUCAAUCGGCAGCUCCUGGAGAACGGAACUUUCGACACCCUGAUUCCCAGGCUAGUCGAUGUGGCUGGAACCCUGAAUCACAAGCUGCCCGUGUUGCUGGCAAUGAAUAUGAACAACAAACAUAAUCCGGACAACACGUUCCUCUACUCCUUCGACUACGCGGGCGAGUUCAAUAGGUAUCGCGAGAUGGACGAGGAGACGAACAUGCAGAGUCCGUUUAAGGCGGGCGUCUCGCUGACCGACGAGGCCCUCUACCUCUUUCCUUAUCCCGAGCAUGUGCAGCGCCUGAGUCCGCCGGACGUGACGAUGGCCCACCGCAUGGUCGACCUGUGGACAAACUUUGUGAUCAGCGGCAAUCCCCUGGGCUCCUAUCGGUCCGGCUAUUGGCCGCCAAUGACCACGCUAUACGGCCCGUACAUGAAGAUUGACGAGACGCUGACAAUUGGAGGCAAUUAUUUCAAUGAGUUCUCCGCCACGCUGCGCGACGAGGAUCAGGGCCACAGUCUGAUACGCGAAAUCUACUACCUCCGCAGCCAAAGCCGGAAGAGGGCCAAAGCCCAGCGGAAAAAGCAGUUGGCUGCGGCAACUGCCAGUAGGAUGAAGAAGCUUGAGGUCCGCAAGAGUCUGGUAAAGCGGCCAAAUCGCAACAAGAUACGGCUAUAA
This is a messenger RNA of Drosophila persimilis, 1878 nucleotides long. Its product is annotated as glutactin. The transcript has 4 exons. Lineage: Eukaryota; Metazoa; Arthropoda; Insecta; Diptera; Drosophilidae. Bases 1 to 1878 code for a protein of 625 amino acids. The record is from RefSeq and is a predicted model, not a curated record.